AACGACGACGAAGUCGCAGUCUCAUCGAAGCCGCGGUGGCGCGCGGCUUGCGCUAGUUGAGCGUCUCUAAACGAAAGAAUACACGUGAAUGUGGGACCACGUGGGUUCCGCGCUUGUUUCUGUGCGAGCACACAACGGAAAUGAACAAAUACUCAUAUUUCUGACGAUGAAAGUCUUCUCGAGUUUUGUGGUCCUCCGUUUAGGAAGGUGUUGAGUUUUAUUCUUCCGUUUUUUUGUUUUUGUUUUUUUUUUUUUUGUUGUCCUUCGACUUUGAGGAGUAAGCUGACCAUUCCAAAAUAGUGGACAUCAGAACAACCGUCAACCUGGAGUCCACGUGCCAGAAACGACGGAAAUGUGAGGCCGACGGGAAGGAGGCGAAGGCCGAGCUAACGGCGCAACGCAGUAUGUUCCCUAGCGCACAAAUUAAGAUGAGAUUGCUGUCGCCAAGCAGUUCGCCGGCCACGUCGCCCACGAUGUCGAAUUCCUCAUCGCCGACACCACCGACGCCAGUCACGCCGGUUUACAAUCAAAAGAUGACGGGUAUACCAUGUGUAGCCGCGGCUUCGAGAUACACGGCACCGGUGCAUAUUGACGUUGGUGGGACGAUAUAUACAUCUUCCCUGGAAACUCUAACCAAGUAUCCAGAAUCGAGACUGGCCAAAUUAUUCAAUGGUAGUAUACCCAUUGUUCUGGACUCCUUGAAACAACAUUAUUUUAUCGACAGGGAUGGUAGUAUGUUUCGACACAUACUAAACUUUAUGCGAAAUUCGCGACUCUUGAUACCUGACAACUUCGCCGAUUUGGAUUUAUUGCUCGAGGAAGCGCGAUACUUCGACAUUGCGCCAAUGUGCAAGCAAUUGGAACAGAUAAAAAAGGAACGAAUAAAGAAUGGCACCGCGAGCUUAUCCUCGACGACUGGUUCGGCUUGUUCAACGGCUACCUCAACCGCAUCGGCAGCCUCGACUAUGACAACGACGACAUCUUCCUCGCCUAAACAAGGCUCCGGAAGACAAAUAGGCAUGCGCGGGAAAGGCACGUCGAGUUGUUCGCUCGACUGUACGGGUUGCUCGAGUUGCUCACCGUGCGAUCACGAGGCCGAAAAAUUUCGCGGUACCGAGGGUAACCGCAGUUACGAAUGCGUUGCCCUACACGUCAAUCCUGAUCUCGGUGAAAGAAUUAUGCUAUCGGGUGGGCACACUCUUCUCGAUGAAGUCUUUCCCGAGGCUAUGCAAGCUGUGAUUAACGCACGUUCUGGUAUUGCCUGGCAUCAACAGGACACCCGUCACGUCAUCAGGUUUCCAUUGAAUGGCUUUUGCAAGCUCAACUCCGUUCAAGCUAUUACGCGAUUGCUCAACGCAGGAUUUCGUAUCGUUGCCAGUAGUGGUGGAGGUGGUGAAGGUCAACAAUUCUCGGAAUACCUCUUCGUCAGACAAUCUGUUAAUACCUGACGGAAAACGAUCCAAUUUUAUCCAAUCAUUUUAUCGAUUUUCACGAUGUCGUUUCUAAUAUCGAAUACUCCAGUGAACGCAACGAUCGAGAUUCAAAUUACUUUCUUGCUCCCCAAUUAUCUGCAAAGCUAAAUCUAUUUUUACGUGGCAAUAAAAAUCGAUUC
Vespula pensylvanica (western yellowjacket) is the source of this 1612-nucleotide messenger RNA. It is a transcript of the gene twz, whose product is annotated as BTB/POZ domain-containing protein KCTD1. Gene Ontology annotation, molecular function: protein binding. Lineage: Eukaryota; Metazoa; Arthropoda; Insecta; Hymenoptera; Vespidae. The record is from RefSeq and is a predicted model, not a curated record. The coding region runs from base 405 to 1448 and encodes 347 amino acids. Gene Ontology annotation, biological process: protein homooligomerization. The transcript is spliced from 5 exons.